Castor canadensis (American beaver) is the source of this 3624-nucleotide messenger RNA. It is a transcript of the gene Magel2, whose product is annotated as MAGE family member L2. Gene Ontology annotation, biological process: negative regulation of transcription by RNA polymerase II. Lineage: Eukaryota; Metazoa; Chordata; Mammalia; Rodentia; Castoridae. Gene Ontology annotation, cellular component: nucleus. The record is from RefSeq and is a predicted model, not a curated record.
AUGUCGCAGCUAAGUAAGAAUCUGGGUGAUUCCAGCCCUCCUGCGGAGGCCCCUAAGCCGCCUGUCUAUAGCCGCCCUACGGUUCUAAUGCGGGCCCCGCCCGCUUCCUCCCGGGCUCCUCCAGUCCCUUGGGAUCCACCUCCAAUGGACUUGCAGGCUCCCCUGGCUGCUUGGGAGGCACCUCAACCUGCCUGGGAGGCUCCGCAGGGCCAGCUGUCUGCCCCGGUGGCUCCGAUGGCCCAACCUCCUGCCCUAGGGGCCCCAAUGGUCCAGGGUCCCCCGCUGGGGUGUCCACUGGGCAAGCCUCCAACUCCCGGAGUCCUGAUGGUCCAUCCUCCCCCUCCGGGAGCCCCGAUGGCCCAGCCUCCAACUCCUGGAGUCCUGAUGGUGCAUCCUUCUGCUCCUGGAGCCCCUAUACCCCAUCCUCCUCCUCCGGGGACCCCAAUGACCCACCCUCCUCCUCCUGGGACCCCAAUGACCCACCCUCCACCUCCUGGGACCCCGAUGGCACAUCCUCCACCUCCGGGGACCCCAAUGGUACAUCCUCCCCCUCCUGGGACCCCGAUGGCGCAUCCUCCGCCUCUGGGGACCCCGAUGGCGCAUCCUCCGCCUCCGGGGACCCCGAUGGCACAUCCUCCACCUCCUGGGACACCAAUGGCACAUCCUCCACCUCCGGGGACCCCAAUGGCCCAGCCUCCAGCUCCAGGAGUCCUGAUGGCCCAGCCGAUGACACCAGGAGUCCUGAUGGUCCAGCCUCCAGCUCCAGGAGCCCCGAUAGCCCAGCCUCCACCCCCAGCAGGCUUGAUGACCCAGCCUCCACCUUCAGGAACCCCGAUGGCCAAGCCUCCAGGUCCGAGUGUCCUGAUGAUCCAUCCUUCAGGUGCGAGAGCUCCGAUUAUCCAGCCUCCAGUAUCAGGAGCACCGAUGGCGCAGCCAGUGGCCCCCCCUUCCCAGCCUCUGGCUUCCUGGGCCCCACAGGGUCAACCUUUGAUCCUGCAAAUCCAGUCUCAGGUCAUAAGGGCUCCUCCACAGGUUCCCCAGGGCCCACAAGCCCCCCAGGUGCAGCUGGCCACACCCCCAGGCUGGCAGGCCACCUCACCUGGCUGGCAGGCCCCACCACAAGGCUGGCAAGCCACACCUUUGACCUGGCAGACCACACAAGUCACCUGGCAGGCACCUGCGAUAGCCUGGCAGGCACCACCACCUGUACGCCAGGGGCCCCCACCCAUCCGCCCUGGCCCACCACCCAUCCGCCCUGGCCCACCUCCAGUGCUGCGCCAGGCCCCACCUGUAAUCCGCCAGGCACCACCACUGAUCCGCCAGGCACCACCACCAAUCCGGCCAGCCCCACAGGUCAUACCCACCCAGCCACAGCUGUGGCAUGCCCUGCCACCCCCACCUCCACUGCGGCAGGCCCCGCAGGCUCGGCUGCUGGCCCCGCAGGUGCAGGGGGCGCCGCAGGUGCCUACGCCACCACGAGCUACGCAGGUACCCGCGGCGCCACCCGCUGGCCCGCAGGUGCCCCAGCCAGUGCUGCCGGCCCCGCUGUCUAUCCCAGUGCCGGCCCCGCAGGCUGCCCCGCAGGCUGCUCCACAGUCUGCCCCGCAGGCUGUGCAUUGCCCAUCCAUCAUCUGGCAGGCCCCCAAAGGCCAGGCCCCAGUGCCACAUGAGUUGCCAACAUCGAUGGAGUAUCAGGAGGUGCAGCAGGCCCAGGCAAUGGCCUGGCAGGCACCCAAGGCACCCACUCAUUUCUGGCAGCCCCUGCCUGCACAGGAGGCCCAGGGGCAGGCCCCUCCAAUGGUCCAGCUGGAGCAGCAGCCCUUUCGGGGGGCUCCGGCCUCCCAAAAAGUCCUGCAAACUCAGCUACCCACCCAGCAGGCCCAGCCCACGGGCUCGCAGGCAGAAAUGCCCUCAUUGCAACUGCAGCCAUCUUGGCAAGGGCCACCCCCUAUCCUGCCGGCCCAGCCCGGGGCCCCCGUAGCGGCAACAAAUUUUCCCAGAGGCUCUGCUAAAUCACACAUGACUCCAUCAGGAGAAUCAAGGGCCUCUUCUGUAGAGCACAGGGGCUCUUCUAAAGAACGUAGGACCUCUUCUAAGGAGAGAAGGGCCCCUUCAAAAGACCGUAUGAUCUUUGCUGCCACCUUCUGUGCUCCUAGGGCAGUGUCAGCUGCCAGAGCACAAGUGCCAACUGCCUGGAAAAACUUGCCUGCCACAUCAGAGACCUUCACUGCCACCUCAAGGGUCUUUCCAUCUACCUCCCACUUCCAGCCUGCCUCUUCUAAUGCCUUUACAGGCCCAUCUGCCACCUCAGAGAGCCCAAAGUCACUGCCAUUUACUCUGCAGGAUCCAUAUGCCUGCAUAGAGGCCCUGCCUGCAGUUCCGUGGGUUCCACAGCCGGAUGUGGAUGCCUCCCAGGCAUCCACAGCAGUGCCCACAAUCCUGAUGGCUACAGCAGCUGCCCCUCAGGCCACUGCCACUGUUCAAGAGGCCUCCAAGACAGUCGAGCCGCCACGUCGCUCUGGCAAAGCCACUCGGAAGAAGAAGCAUCUGGAGCCUGAAGAGGACAACUGUGGCCAUGGGAUGGCCUCCCAUGACUGGCAGGGCCAACGGCACUGGGAGAAUCCCAGUGUAAGUGGCUGGGAGGCCCAAAGUUCUAUCCAGGAUCUGGGCAACUGGGAGCAUCCAAACACUCCCCAUAGCCUGAAUGGCUGGGAGGGUCCUAGUAUCUCCAGGAUCCUUAGUGGCUGGGAAGGGCCCAGUACAUCUUGGGCCCUGAGUGCCUGGGAGGGUCCAAGUACCUCAAGGGCCCUGGGUAUGGGUGAAGGCUCAGAUAGCCCUCAGCCCUUUAUUAUCUCUGAGAUCCCAAGUCUCUCUCAGGGAUGCAGUGCCACCCAGCAGGAUCCCAAGGGGGAGAAUCAGGCAUCAUCUCCUUUAGAUGAGAGAGCAAAUGCAUUGGUGCAGUUUCUCUUGGUCAAGGACCAAGCCAAGGUACCCAUUCCGCCCUCAGAGAUGGUGAAUGUUGUCAUCCGAGAAUAUAAACAUGAGUGCUUAGAUAUUAUCAGCCGUGCCAACACUAAGCUAGAGUGUGGCUUUGGUUGUCAAUUGAAGGAAAUUGAUACCAAAACCCACUCUUACAUUAUCAUCCACACGCUGGGGCAUCCUCAAGGUUGUUUUUUGGCAUCCAAUUUAGACAGACCCAAGUUUGGCCUCUUGAUGGUGGUUUUGAGUCUUAUCUUUAUGAAGAGCAAUUGUGUCAAGGAAAAUCUGAUCUUUAAUUUUCUGUUCAGAUUAGGGCUGGAUGUCCGGGAGACAGAAGGUCUCUUUGGAAAUACGAAGAAGCUCGUCACUGAAGUGCUUGUGAGGCACAAGUGCUUAGAGUGCAGGAGGAUUCCUUGCACUGAGCCAGCGGAAUUCGAGUUCCUCUGGGGGCCCUGUGCAUUCCUCGAAACCAGCAAGAUGCUUGUCCUGAGGUUUUUGGCCAAGCUUCAUAAGAAAGAUCCCCAGAGCUGGCCUUUCCACUACCUUGAGGCGCUGGCAGAAUUUGAUUCUGAGGACACGGACGAAGAUGAGUCCGGUGACAACGAUGAUUCUGAUGACCCCACCAGCAUUUCCCCUCCCCACUAA